Coregonus sp. 'balchen' is the source of this 532-nucleotide messenger RNA. The record is from the annotation of a GenBank genome assembly. NCBI's taxonomy places the organism in Eukaryota, Metazoa, Chordata, Actinopteri, Salmoniformes, Salmonidae.
UUCCUGGAAUUUGAGAUCCCAAUUACUAGUUUAUCAGAGGCAAAGCUGUAUGGAACUGAAGUUGAUGGGGAUGUGUUUGAGGAGGUGGUGAAACGGCCAGAUCUUGGCGUUUUCAAGCUCACACUGAACAAUGAUGCUAAAGGUAUGUGCUGGUUUUCAAGUCUUGGUUACUUGUGGCAUCACUUUCAAUAUAACCACACAUUUGACAUGCCUGUAUUGUCAUCUUUGUGUAUUUCCGAAUCUUCCCUGAUGAGUCCAGUCUCAACCAGUUCUGUGAUGGGUGGUUCAGACCAUGAGUCGGAUGAUACAAUCAUUUUGAGCGAUGAUGGAAGCCCCUCACGAAAGCGUCAAAGAUCUGAUGACGAAGCAAAAAAUGUACGUUUCUAAUUCAUUCUUCAAUUCACUUGCCAUCAAAUGGAUUUUUCACUGCUGUUUUUUACAGCUAAUAGAGAGCAUACUGAAUAAAAAGCCUGGUGGAGAGGUUGUCAUCAGGAAAUACUCCAAAACUAAAAGCCUGACCUUCUGGACCAGA